Babesia ovata is the source of this 837-nucleotide messenger RNA. Its product is annotated as ribosome binding protein, putative. NCBI's taxonomy places the organism in Eukaryota, Apicomplexa, Aconoidasida, Piroplasmida, Babesiidae. The record is from RefSeq and is a predicted model, not a curated record. The transcript has a single exon. The coding region runs from base 1 to 837 and encodes 278 amino acids.
AUGCAAAGACCCAGCGCCUGGCAAAAUGUUAAUAAACAACCGAAAGAGAUUGUGGACGCUCUCCUGGAGUGUCUGCCCAAGUUCCUCGCUGCCAUAUAUUUUUUGGAGUACUGCGUGAAUCUGGCUUUCAAAACGCUGGGCGGCGGGUGGUGGGAACAGAACUGGCCUGCGUGGAAUGAUAGUUCUGGCGGCGAUCUCGCUAAAUAUCUCUACGCGACAACUACUGACCGAAAGUACAGCCAAAUCCCCGGGUUGAUACCCGGAGGCUUCGGUAAAGACGAUCAGGUGAUAUACUAUACACUUGGGAGUGGAUACUACCAGGGUGCCCAAAUGUCUGGGGACCUACAAAAGAUUGUGGACAAACAGUUCUACAAUUUUUUCCGCAGCGUGUUUGUGAGCUCCGUUAUUGGAGAAUCGGCCAAGCGUCCAGAGAACGCCGCGAAUUCUCUUGUGUUGGCGAGAACCUUUGAUAUUGUUCUUGGGGAGACUGAUAAAGAGACAGGUGGAAAAUUAAUAGAAGCAUUGAAUGCAGGUUUACGCCAACAAGUAGGAUCAAGAGAUAAAUCCAUAUGCUGGAAAGAGUUACAUUCCCAUUGCACUAAGCUUCGAAAAAAAUUUUACAGAUUGUUCGGUGAAAAACACUUCGACUUCACCGGACUGUCGACGGACACCGGAAACCUUAAUAAGACAGAGUUGGCGAAGGAAACGGCGAAUUGGAUUAGACAGAAUGUGGUCAAUGUGCGGGGUCAUUUGAAUGAUAUUGAUACCAGUGAUCGUGUCAAACAUCUUGGAGAGUAUUUCACGAAAAUCUCUUCCCGUACGGUUUUACCAUUUUAA